AUGUCUACAAAUCUCUUCUCAUCCACAAAAGAGGAGGGAAGCUCUGGCUCAGGGCCCAAUUUUAGAUCCAGUAGGAGGAAGAGGCUAAACCGGCUGCUGGAAAGAGAAACUUCAUUUACCGUUUAUCCAGAUCUCCCUAGAACUCCAAUGAACAAAGUUUUUGGUGAUUCUCGAAACUUAAGCAUUUUUUCUGGGUCAUUUGGAUUCAUCAGGACUGCAAGAAAUACAGUUAGUUGGGAUGACAAUAGAAACUUAUUGGAAAAUGAAAUGACAGAUUUGGGCAGUCCCAUUACUAUACUUCCAAAACGGAAUGAAAAUCCAAAACUAGAAUUCCAGAUAGAAGAUAUUUCACAUGAUUUGAUGGAGUUUUCACUGGAAGAUCAAGAAGAUGUCAAGGCAUCUCUGAACAGAAGCUACCUAUAUCGGUCUCCUUCGAUGCCAGAGAAUUUGAACAGGCCAAGACUGAAACAGAUGGUAGAAUUCAAGGACAACCUAAUGCCAGAUCAGGGCUUAGGUCUAAAGAAGACUGUCUCUCUGUGUGACAUUAGUGUUACUCAAAUGAUGGAGGAAGAUUCUAACCAGGGACAUCUGAUUAGUGAUUUCUCCAAGGUAUGUGCACUGCCAACCGUGUCAGGGAAACACCAAGAUCUGAAGUACAUCAACCCAGAAACGGUGGCUGCCAUACUUUUGGGGAAGUACCAGGGUCUGAUUGAGAAGUUUUAUAUCAUUGAUUGCUGCUAUCCAUAUGAGUACCUGGGAGGACAUAUCCAGGGAGCCUUAAACUUAUAUAGUCAGGAAGAACUAUAUAACUUCUUUCUGAAGAAGCCCGUUGUCCCUCUGGACACCCAGAAGAGAAUAAUCAUCGUGUUCCACUGUGAAUUCAGAUUGACAUACGUUCAUUCUUCCAAAGUCAUUGCUCAGCAGCUGUUCUCAGCAAAAGUGUUGGGUGUAUGA
Chrysochloris asiatica (Cape golden mole) is the source of this 954-nucleotide messenger RNA. RefSeq names its product M-phase inducer phosphatase 3-like. Lineage: Eukaryota; Metazoa; Chordata; Mammalia; Afrosoricida; Chrysochloridae. The record is from RefSeq and is a predicted model, not a curated record. Gene Ontology annotation, molecular function: protein tyrosine phosphatase activity. The coding region runs from base 1 to 954 and encodes 317 amino acids. The transcript is spliced from 4 exons. Gene Ontology annotation, cellular component: nucleus; cytoplasm. Gene Ontology annotation, biological process: positive regulation of G2/MI transition of meiotic cell cycle; G2/M transition of mitotic cell cycle; positive regulation of G2/M transition of mitotic cell cycle.